UGAAAGCAUUCAGUUGCUGCCGAGCAGCGAAGCAGUUAAGUUGUUGUUUUGCCGACGUGAACACACACAAACACAAACGUGCAUUUUUAUAUUUUUGGAAACCUUAGUUGGCGACAGAAGCCUGACGGGAAUUCGAGCCGCGCUGUGUACUUUCGAGUUGUGAAAAACGAAAUAACAAUAACAAUAACAAUAAUAACUAAGAAAAAACUGAGAUAAUUGUCGCGCAUAAACGAUUUUGUAGGCGCGCGUUUUGAAAUUGAGCCGUGCAUGGAUAGAAAAAAUAAAAUAAAAUUUCUCCGUUUCCGUUUUAUUUAGUGUACAAUUUCUAAGUUAAAUCUCUGACAAGUCGGCAUAAUCAACCGACACAUAAUCCAAAUAGCAACAAAGAUGGCGCAACAAACGACAAUAAAUGAGAAUAAUAACAAUCAGAAUGGUCAUAUACCUGAUCGUGCCACCUCACCACAUCUGACUAAAUUAAUAAUACCUUUAAAUGGUGAUAAGUCAACAUUCGAUAAAACCUAUAAUACACCAAUUGUGGACGCGAGUGCGACGAAAGAGAAGAAACCGAAAAAGAAGCGUCGCGACAAAAGUGAUCUCGGUGAUGAUUUCGUAGCGCCCGAUGGUGGUUGGGGUUGGCUGGUCACUGUGGCUAGUGGUAUUGCGGUGUUGGUGACAUUUGGCUUGGCCCAACAGUUCGGCAUUAUUUUUCGAGAUUAUAUGUACAGUAUUGGCAUCACCAGUUCGCAGCUGACGACAAUUAUCAAUACACAGAUUGCCGUUUCGGCGUUAACAGGUCUCCUCAAUGGACCGCUCUUCCGACGGUACACAUACCGGCAAGUCGCAUUGGGCGGCUCCACGCUCAUCUUCCUCGGCAUGUUUUUGUCAGUAUUCGCGCAAUCAUUUCUCUUCUACAUGAUGUCUUUCUCAUUCUUUUACGCCUUCGGUCGUGGUCUCAUGGUAUCAGCGUCUUCUAUGGCGGUUAACACUUUCUUCAAAGUGAAACGUCGCACUGCCACCUCAUAUCAGUUCGGUGUGGCAGGCAUGGGUCCAAUUAUGUUGCCACAUGUCGCCACUUUCCUAGUGCAAGCUGUGGGCGUUAAGGGCACUGUGCUAAUCUUUUCUGGUCUCUCGCUGCAUAAUUUUGCCGCCUCACUCAUUUUCCAACCCGUGCAAUGGCAUGUGAAAAAAGUGAAAGGCGAUGCAGAGGCUUUGCGACAGGAAUCGCAGCACUUUGAAGAGGAAGAGCCCGAACAAUUCGUAGAACCCGACACACACAGUUUGGCGCGCGCCAAUGACGGUUGGUUCGGUUCACGUACCUCCAUAAAUACGCUCAGCCAACGACAUCGGCUCGGCACUGGCGACAGCGUGCAAAUGCAACGGCUACGACGUCUGAGCAGCAUUGGCGCUGGCAAAGGUAAGCAGCGUUCUUUUUCGACUAGUGAGAGCAUUAAGGAGGAUGAGCUGGAGCAUUUGCAUUUGAAUAUGGAGUUGCCCACUAAACUGGAGCAUCUGGAUGAGGGGCAAGUUGCCGUGCAGUAUAAGCCACAACAAUUUACCGAGAAGGAAGACAAUUAUUUAGCGCCCGAAAAAACAUUAGAGGAAAUGUUGGAAGAAGAAGAGGAGGCACGCCAGAAAUUACCAUUCCUCCAAAAGGUCAUCAUUUUCUUCGAUCUGGAUCUGCUGCGCGAUUUCACAUAUGUCAAUCUGGCUAUGGGCAUGACAAUCAUCAAUUUCGUGGAAAUCAAUUUUGCCAUCCUAACGCCUUUCAUUCUCUCCGAUUUCAAAUUCACUAACACACAAAUCGCCUUUGCCAUGUCCUGCCUGGGUGUUUGCGAUGUCAUACUGCGUUUCCUCACGCCCAUACUGACCGCUAAGAUACCUUUGAGUAACAAGAAUUUCUUCAUUAUCGGCAUUUUGGGCAUGUGCUUGGGCCGCGUCUUCCUCAUAUACUGUCGUGAUUUCUAUUGGUUGAUCGCGGUUUUCGGCUUUUUGGGUCUUUUCAAGGCAUUCCGCACAAUCUUUGCACUUCUUAUCAUUCCCGGUUAUGUGCCUUUGAAGCGUUUGCCCGCUGCAGCGGGUCUACAAUUGCUUAUGUCCGGCAUCUUCUCGCUGGUUUUUGGUCCAGUUGUUGGUCUGAUACGUGACGCUACCGAUUAUGGCUUCACCCUGCAUGUGCUCAAUGGCUUGAAUAUUAUCGCUAUUGCAUUUUGGAUAAUCGAAGAUCUCUUGCGAAAGAAGAAGAAGCCAACACUGCAGUAGAAAAUAUUAAUAUAAAAAAAAAUGAUUAAACAUGAGUGCCAUUGUUGUAUCGUUCCUGCCACAUUGACAAUUAUGCAUUAGCUUAUAGACAUUCUCACAAAAAAUAUUAUAUUAUAUAAUGA
Molecule: messenger RNA, 2381 nt
Organism: Zeugodacus cucurbitae (melon fly)
Lineage: Eukaryota; Metazoa; Arthropoda; Insecta; Diptera; Tephritidae
Product: monocarboxylate transporter 9
Exons: 6
Coding region: 388-2259 (623 amino acids)
Biological process (GO): transmembrane transport; monocarboxylic acid transport
Molecular function (GO): monocarboxylic acid transmembrane transporter activity
Source: RefSeq, a predicted model, not a curated record